Molecule: messenger RNA, 798 nt
Organism: Batrachochytrium dendrobatidis JAM81
Lineage: Eukaryota; Fungi; Chytridiomycota; Chytridiomycetes; Rhizophydiales
Exons: 2
Coding region: 1-798 (265 amino acids)
Source: RefSeq, a predicted model, not a curated record
AUGAAACCAUCAAUCACCUUACUGUCGUCAAUCCUUGCUGUCUGUUCAGUUACUACAGCUAGUCCAGUUGAUCCCAGUUCGACCAUGAGUGCUGAAGCUAGCACUUUGACAGCCUCCCCAAGCGCAACUGCAAGUACCGAGUCUAGCAUUUUGACAUUUACUGAUGUAAACUUGGAUUUAGAAUUGGUUGAUUGUGGUACACUUUCAAAGAAAUCCAAGAAGUUGAUCAAAAAUUACGCAACAACGAAACGUGGUGUCAAAACAACAAGGGAAAUGUGCAAAUCGAUAUCAGAAUCGAUUUCUGUCGAGAAAAAGUUGAAAAAACAGCUGGUUAAACGUGUCGAUUCUCUAAAAGAUGGAGAUUUGGCAGGAGAUAAUGGUUUAACCUAUGCUGAAACUGUCGCUAAGCUUCAAGAAACACGUAAAAAUCUUUUAGAUCUCAAACAACAGGAGCGAAAAUGCGAUAAAGAAUUUUCCGACUGGCGCAAGAAUAUGCGUCUGGCCGAAAAAGGACUCGAGAAAUACUUUAUUUGGGAUUCUGAAAUUUCUUGCUUGAUCAGUUUAUACACGAUAGUUCAUUAUCAGAAUCCGACCAUGUUUUUACUAGUGAAAUUACACGAUUCAUUACAACAAAGUUCUGAUGAUCAGCCUACAUAUGAGGAAACGUCUAUAGCUCAUCACACUCAAACACCCUCUAGUACUCCAUCUAAAUUACAGAAAGUCUGUUCCAGAAUCAAAAGUAGUAUCGGAUCACGCUGGAGUCAACACACAGAUGAUGAUCGCGAACCAUUAGUUUGA